CCUCGUUCCUCGUCGGGAGAAAGAGGGGAAAAAAAAACUCGGUGAAUCGAACUCGCUGCUCGUCCAAAGGUAUCGUUUCCAGGUUUCCGUUUCAGCUAGCUACGUUCCUGGCGGCGGCGGCGAGUCUGAAGCACGGGAGCGAUUUAAUAUCACGCCCACAAGCCAGGCGCGGGAGUGAGAACGGGCUGGCGCGUGCAAUGGGGGAGAAGAAGAGGCGCGCAAGAGGGUGUUUCGCGCGACAGAGAGAGAGACAUUCGCGGCUGUCCUCGGCGGUGGGGGAGCUCGGAUAUGGCAGCUAGGCAGUCCGCUGUUUGCCUUGCUGGGGCACGGGCCGUUCCUCGAGCAAAUCUUGUCGGUUGUAUCGCUGCUUGUCGCGCUGUAUUCACGACAAACUCGCAAUAUAAUACCUUUUGUGGGAUACACGGUAACGGAAAAAGUUACGAGGGUGGCUCGCGGUGACACGCGGAUUUUUGGUAACCGCGUACUAUCUGUGUCGGGGGUUGCAUUCCCCGGGAACGGCAUGCUCAACAACAUCUCCGCCGGCGGUUCGGUACACGGUAUUUCCGGAGCGAAGGAUCUUCAUGCACAGGACCUGAAGAGGCACGAGAAGUUGGACGGCGUGCUGGGAGUGAAUUUGGGGACCGGAUUGUCUGCCGGCGGUGGCCUCACGCUACAUCAGGAAUUAAUCAUGACCAUGCCUGGCACGGGGAACGCGGCAGCGAUCGGGCAAGGCGAUGACAAGCCUGCCAAGCAGAAACGGCACCGAACGAGGUUCACACCGGCCCAGCUGAACGAGCUCGAAAGGUGUUUCAAUCGGACCCAUUAUCCGGACAUCUUUCUCAGAGAGGAGAUAGCUGUGAAAAUCGGCCUCACGGAAAGUCGAGUCCAAGUGUGGUUUCAAAAUCGUCGAGCAAAGUGGAAAAAACGGAAGAAGUGCGGCCCAGUUUUUCGUUCCCCACCGGGUCCGUUGCUGCCAUCGCACGGCUUACCCCCGUUUGGACCGAUGAGCUCUGAUCUCUGUGGUGCUGGUAUGUUUAGCGGACCUCCUGAAAGAUGGACAAUGGGAACAGGUCUUGGACAACUGGGACAAGGAGGAAUGGGAAUGAGUGGUUUUGGCCAAAGUUUAGGACAACUUGGUCAGCAAAGUACGGGGAGCCUCGGCUCGAGCUUGGGUCUUGGUAAUUCUGGACUCCCGAUCAGCAGUCCGUCGCAAGCCGUCUAUCAAGCCAGUUAUGGACUGAAUUCCCUUGGGGGAGUACACGUGUCUGCGUCCCGAGGCUCGCCUCCAGGGGGGUCCAGCGUGGGCGGUGGUCAGGGUGGUGGUCUAGGAUCGGCCUUGAACUGCGGGCAGGGCUCGCCUGGGACGACUUCCGGGAGCGGAGGCGGUGGAGGUGGUGUUUCCUGCGUGGCUGCCGAUGUGAACGCGACCGAGGCGUCGGAUUGGAGAGGCGCGCACAGCAUCGCGGCGCUCAGGCGUCGCGCCUCGGAUGCAUCGCAGCAAUACAGUCCACAGCCACCGCCACCACCCGCAGGACCUCCCCAAUAUGCCCAGGACAUGGAGUACAAUUCCGUUUACUGAGGCCCAGCGAGUUUCGCUCUUAAUUCUACGAUAAAUCCUAUCGGGGAAAUGUUUCAAGGAUUCCCUUCGUGGAUGGUACCGAGCGGUCAACAUGCAGGGUAGCGGGUCGGAAAUAACGAGAGAAGAAAGGACACGUUGUUCUACGAUAUUUCUCUCUAACUCGUGAUUGUCACUGAGAGAUUUGCCACGACAUAUGUACAAUUUUAAUUUUCAAUGAUUUUAAUGAUUGAACGAAUAUUCGUGGCAAGGGAUUCUGUCCAUCGAUAUCACCGAGUUGUUAUUUUCAU
Apis dorsata (giant honeybee) is the source of this 1866-nucleotide messenger RNA. RefSeq names its product homeobox protein orthopedia-like (gene otp). Gene Ontology annotation, biological process: neuron differentiation; regulation of DNA-templated transcription. The coding region runs from base 521 to 1579 and encodes 352 amino acids. NCBI's taxonomy places the organism in Eukaryota, Metazoa, Arthropoda, Insecta, Hymenoptera, Apidae. Gene Ontology annotation, molecular function: DNA-binding transcription factor activity, RNA polymerase II-specific; DNA binding. The record is from RefSeq and is a predicted model, not a curated record. The transcript is spliced from 6 exons.